Molecule: messenger RNA, 1086 nt
Organism: Strongylocentrotus purpuratus (purple sea urchin)
Lineage: Eukaryota; Metazoa; Echinodermata; Echinoidea; Camarodonta; Strongylocentrotidae
Exons: 1
Coding region: 1-1086 (361 amino acids)
Biological process (GO): DNA integration
Molecular function (GO): nucleic acid binding
Source: RefSeq, a predicted model, not a curated record
AUGGGAAUCGAGAGCACGAGACGACUAGCUCGUGAGACAGUGUUCUGGCCAAACAUCAACAAGGACAUUGAACAGCUCGUAAAGCAAUGUGCUGCAUGCCAGGAACACCAGGCAAGGCAACAGAAAGAGCCGUUGCUUCCCCAUGAUGUACCUACAGCACCUUGGACUAGACUAGGAACAGAUUUGUUCAUGCUCAACAGACAAGACUAUUUACUCGUCACUGACUAUUACUCCAAGUAUCCGAUAGUCUACAAGCUGACCGACACAUCAAGUGCUGCAGUAGCUAACGUGAUGAGUGGAAUCUUCAGUCUAUUUGGUCCACCAGAGGAGAUCGUAUCCGACAACGGUCCACAAUUUGUCGGGAAGCACUUCAAGGACAUGUGCCGGAAGUGGUCAAUAACACAUACAACCUCUUCACCUCACUAUCCAAGAUCCAACGGACUAGCUGAGAGAAUGGCUCGUACCGUCAAGAAUCUGUUGAAAAAGUGUUCACAGACUGGCCAAGACAGUCAACUGGCUAUGUCACACCUAAGAGCAACACCUGUUGACAGUCACAUGAGAUCACCUGCAGAGAUGUUGUUUGGAAGACCCAUCAGAACAACACUGCCAAGUCAUCAUCUUUCAAGAGAAUCUACCACCACUGAUCAUCUCUUGAAUCGACAGAGUAAGAUGAAAGAAACGCACGAUCGACAUGCGGGUCCAGAUCUUCCACCACUCCACGUAGGACAACCAGUCAGAGUCCUACAUCCCAAAGAUCAUACUUGGAUACCAGCCAAAGUAUCCAAAGUCUGCGACGAGCCUAGGUCGUAUGAAGUGUCAACACCCAACGGAGGAAUCCUGAGACGAAACCGAUCUCACCUGAGGGAGAUUCCAUCGUCAACCAACCCUACUCCAAAGCGUGUUAGGUUCGACGAAGACUACACUUCAUCUACUCAAGCAGAAACACCAGAGCAGAAUGGCAACAACCAUCAGCCAACACCAGAAACUCAGAACAUUCAAUCUAAAGGACCAACAUCACACUCGCAAACCACAACGAGAUAUGGACGCAACAUCAGUACACCAGCGAGAUACAUGUUUGAAGAUUGA